Molecule: messenger RNA, 2538 nt
Organism: Stylophora pistillata
Lineage: Eukaryota; Metazoa; Cnidaria; Anthozoa; Scleractinia; Pocilloporidae
Product: E3 ubiquitin-protein ligase RNF180
Biological process (GO): protein polyubiquitination; serotonin metabolic process; positive regulation of proteasomal ubiquitin-dependent protein catabolic process
Cellular component (GO): endoplasmic reticulum membrane
Molecular function (GO): ubiquitin protein ligase activity; ubiquitin conjugating enzyme binding
Source: RefSeq, a predicted model, not a curated record
GCCAUCUUUUACUCUGUAACUUCCGCUGACAUUAAUCAAUGAGGCUCAGAAAUCGCAAUCGACUCACGAGGGAAUCACUCACUACAACGAUUUCGGACCUUCUGGUACUCCGUAGCCAAACUGGAAAGUGUCGGAUGAAUCUAUUUUCCUCCGCGCAACUUGCAUCUCACAAAGAUCAAAGAGAAGAGGACGGUCCUGGAACAGGUCAAAAAGAUUUGUUUAGUCACGAAAAAUGUUCUUCUUGGUUCUUGGAAGACGAAGAAAUGCUUCCUUGGGUCCAUGAUAGUGUGGAAGAGGCUCAAUGGACUGAGGGAAAAUUGUAUUGUCCUAAGUGCAAGAGUCGCAUAGGAGCUUUUGACUUUAUUCAUGGAAUACACUGUAACUGCGGAAAGUUUAUUAUUCCAGCUGUCUGGAUUCAAAAAAGUAGAGUUGAUCUUAUAUUUCCUACAAGUCAGAUAACAAAUCUUGAUAUUAGGAACCCUACAGUACUGUUACCUUUCGAUCAGUCUACAAGGAACUCUUUUGACAAAAAUGAAGAACCACAACAAAACAAAGCAAAAUCUUGUGUUGGAAAUAUCAGUCAGUUUGACUACACAGACCCCAGGGCAAAUACAGACAUUACACAGAUUGAGUCAUCCUCAGGUUUUUCAGUGGAUACCAAUGGCAGACUUGUGGAUAGUGAGGGGAAGGGUGAGCAUACAGCAAAAGGAAUUGAUUGCACAACUGUUCCAUUUUACAUUGUAGACAUAAAGCACUGCGAUGACAAAGAAACACCUACAAGUCAUUCAACAUCAAAUGUCACAAUGGAAAACAUACCCAAGUCUCUCAGAAUUCUAGCAUGUGAGUGUGUCAUCUCAGAGAGUGAUGUGGCAACAUGUAGUGUGCAGCAAGAUAUUUGUUCAAAUGCUUUUCAUCAAGCUGAGUUAUGUCCCAUUCAUAACUGUCAACAAUGUUGCAGUAUCAGAUUACAUGGGAAUCAUUCUGGUUCUACGGAAGCAGAAACCUCAUCAGCCACCAUACACAAUGAGACACAGAGGUUACUGCCUUUGCAUACAUGUAGAUUUGGCUUUGCUCAGCAUUCAGAUUGCUCUAAAGUCACAGUGUUGAAAUCAAACACAAGGGGAGCAAAUGACAUCAUUGACAAUGGGGAAACUUACAUGUAUGUGCAGAGAUCCAGGAGGAAAAGAAAGGGAAGGCAUCAAAUAUCAGUGGAAGACAGUAACUUACCAGACAUCUUAACUGACCAGAGGGGAGCUGAGAAGCCAUCCAUUUGCCAUUUUUCAGAUCAAAUGACAUACUACAGUUGCUUGCAUGUUGAUGAAGGCUCCAGUGAGCCUUCAUAUAAAACAUUGGAGAACAAGACUACUUUUGUUGAAAUCCAAGAUCACCACUGCUGCGCUGUGUGUCUGGAUUUGCUGUAUGAGCCUUUUAAAUGUUCAUGCGAUCACGUGUUCUGUGAUCCAUGCCUACGUCAGUUAAACUUCAGGACCAGUAACAGAGGCUCAAUAAGGUGCCCUUUGUGCCGGCAAAUAGUCGAACAAUUAACACCAGCAACAGAACUAAGGAACGAGAUUAGGCGGACUUAUGAUCCCCAGCUACUUAGGAAACGUGACAAAGUUGAGCGUCGAGCUGCGUACAGAAAAUGGCCCCUCCCUGCUAACCAUGGUCCGUUACGGCGAAAUAUGUCACGCACUCGGCGAAGUGUCACGCUACCUUGUAUUAUCUAUGCCUUUCUGAUAGGUGCAAGCAUGUAUAUGCUUCUGUUGAUGGCUUUGCUUUCAAAUUUGACAGCAAAUAAUGUAAUAAGUAUGUAUUAGGAUGAAUUUCUUAAAUGACAUCGAAAGAAGUUCAGUAGUGUAAUAUAAUGUAAUGAUACAUACAUACAUACAUACGUUUAUUUGAUAAAGCAGGUUAUGAUACAUAAUAUGGCAGCCAAGGGCUGAUGUGGACCUGCAUCCAAAAAUUAUAAAAAGUCCUUAUACACAUAUAUUAUAACAAUAUUGGUAAUAAAAGUACACGUGAUUUUAAGGUGGUAAAAUGUAAAGGACGCAAAAUAGACAUAAAAAAUCUGAUGUAAACUCUAGAAAUAAUUAUUUCAGUAAAGUUAUGAUAGCGCUACUGCAAGGAAGUUUAUGUAAGUUAAUAUUCAUAACAAAAUGUGUAUGAACAGUCGAACAUAUGUUAAAAAAGGAAAAGUUUGGAUCGAUUUCCUGGCCGUCCCGGGCCGACUGAUGCAUGACGUCAGAGAAUUUGGCAGCUGAUGAGAAAUGUGCUGCUGGAUUUGUCAAUCCCCAAAUUUUGUGUAGCAUAAUGUUUCAUUUUUUUCUUGAUAAUAAAAGGACUUUUCAUUCGUACAUUGGCCGAUCUAUACGGGCCAGAGAUAAACUAGAAUUUAAAGGUAGCUCUGCGGAGUUAGCCACAGUAGUUCAGUCACUUUUGAAAGCUUUAAAAAUUCCUUGCGGUGAUUUUUACCCUUACCAAGUUCAUUCCACUGUUAAUGUACAAAAAAUGUUGCUCAUGAUUACCAAUGCAAACAAC